Mesocricetus auratus (golden hamster) is the source of this 3329-nucleotide messenger RNA. Its product is annotated as CD177 antigen. Gene Ontology annotation, biological process: cell-cell junction maintenance; positive regulation of neutrophil degranulation; regulation of integrin-mediated signaling pathway. NCBI's taxonomy places the organism in Eukaryota, Metazoa, Chordata, Mammalia, Rodentia, Cricetidae. Gene Ontology annotation, cellular component: plasma membrane; plasma membrane raft. Bases 107 to 3172 code for a protein of 1021 amino acids. The record is from RefSeq and is a predicted model, not a curated record. The transcript has 21 exons.
GUACUUUCCAUUUCCUGGGCUGCCUUGGGUAACCCUGGUAUGUAUAAAAGGGUUGCAUUUCCUGCAUAAGGCACACUGGAGUCAUCUCCAGCCACGGACUGGAAUCAUGAACCUUACGCCGGUGCUGAUCCUCCUGGGAGUCACUGCUCUGCUACCCUGUGUGCCAGCUCUGAGCUGCCACAGGGGGGUAAUAGAGGCUGUGCGAAAUGCCUCGGAGCUGCCCCUUGAGUGGAAGACCGGGGUGAAAACCUGUGAGGUCGGCGAGGGUUGCCAAGACCUGGUGAUGCUCCUGGAGAAUGGACCCCUAAUAAACUUGGUGAUCAUCAAGGACUGUGUUAAGGCUGAGGACCAAGAGCCCCGGGUUUCCUGGCUCAGGACGGGUCCUGGGCUCUCCAUCGUCUCCUACACCCGUGUGUGUCGCCAUAGCGACUUCUGCAAUGAUGUAUCCAGCACUGAGGUUCUUGGGGACCUACCGUCACCCACAGUCCCAGGGACCCUGCGCUGCCCACUCUGCCUUUCCAAAGACGGCUGUGAGGACACGCCCCAGCAGGUCUGCCCCGCAGGCAGCUCCCACUGCUACAAUGGAGUCCUCAGACUCAGGGAAGCCGACGUCACCACCAAUCUGAGGGUCCAGGGCUGCAUGCCCCAGCCAGAUUGCAACCUGCUCAAUGGCACCAAGGCCAUCGGGACCUUGGAUUUGCGUGAAAACUGUGAGCUUCCGUUGGGUCCACAGGCUCUGGACUGCAACAGUGUGGCCUUAGACACUGUUCGGAAUGUAUCAGAUCUGCACCUGCGCUGGACAACUGGCUGGAGUACCUGUGAGGCUGGCCAGGGGUGCCAGGAAACAUUGAUACUAAUACAGAAUGGACAGGAACUUCACAUGGUUCUCACUAAGGGAUGUACUAGUGAUGCAGACAGAGAGCCUAGAAUCACCAGGCAGAGAACAGGGCCCGGAAUCUCCAUCACCACCUACGUGCAUGUGUGCCGCCACCGGGACUUCUGUAACGACCUGUCUACAACUAGAAAUCUUUGGACUCCACCCCCGGACACAGGCCCAGGCACCCUGAGCUGUCCACACUGCCUUUCAACGCGUGGCUGUGAGAAUCCACCCCAGCAGGUCUGCCCCGAAGGCAGCUCCCACUGCUACAAUGGAGUCCUCAGAUUCAGGGGAGAGGACAUCGCUGUCAAUCUGAGGGUGCAGGGCUGCAUGCCACAGUCAGGCUGCAACCUGUUGGAUGGCACCAAGGCCAUUGGACCCAUACUUGUGAGAGAGAACUGCAGCCCCCAGUCAGGCGCUCAGCCUCUAGAAUGCAGGAGUGGGCAGACAGAAGCCCUAAGGAAAGUGUCGUCGCUGCCCCUGGACUGGACAACCGGCUGGCAGACCUGUAAAAUCGGCGAGGGGUGCCAGGAAACUGUCUUGCUCUUACUGAAUGGACCCGAUUUGCACUUGGUGCUCUCCAAAGGUUGCACAGCGAACGAAGACCACAAGCCCCGAGUCACCCGGCACCGGACAGGCCCCGGCCUCUCCAUCAUCUCUUAUACCCACGUGUGCCGCCACUGGGACUUCUGCAAUGACCUGUCCUCCACCCAUGCUCUCGGGGUCCCACCACCUGCCACAGGUCCGGGGAACCUGAGCUGCCCACUCUGCCUUUCUAAAGAUGGCUGCCCGCAGAAUGCCCCGGAGCAGGUCUGCCCUGCAGGCAGCACACACUGCUACCGCGGACUCCUCAGCAUCAGGGGAAGAGGGCUCACCUCUGAGCUGAAGGUGCAGGGUUGCAUGUCCCAGCCUGGCUGCAACCUGCUCAAUGGCACCCAGACAAUUGGACCCAUAGGUGUGCAUGAGGACUGCAAUUUUCAAUUAGCUGCAGAGGCUCUGAAGUGCCAGCAUGGGUAUUUGGAGAUCACAAGGGAUGUAUCGCAGCUGCCUCUGCAGUGGACAGCCGGCCAGACAACCUGUGAUGUCGGUGAAGGCUGCCAAGACACCCUGAUGAUGAUAGAGAAUGGAGAGCAGGUGUACUUGGCUCUCACGAAAGGCUGCACAAGCACUGAGGACCAAGAGGCCAAGGUCACGGAGCACAGGACUGGCCCGGGGCUGUCUGUCACCUCCUAUACCCGAGUGUGCCGCCGAGGAGACCUCUGCAAUGACCUGUCCACCACAGCCCCUCUCUGGGCUCCACCCCCUGCCACAGCCCUAGGGACCCUACGCUGCCCACUCUGCUUUUCCAAAGACGACUGUGAGAAUCCACCCCAGCAGGUCUGCCCUGCAGGCAGCACACACUGCUACAAAGGAGUCCUCAGGCUCAGGGGAGGGGAGAUCACCUCCAAUCUGAAGGUGCAGGGCUGCAUGCCCCAGCCAGGCUGCAACCUACUCAACGGCACCCAGAAAAUUGGACCCGUGGAUGUGCGUGAGGAUUGCAGUCCUCGGAUAAGUGAGAGGGACGUGGGGAAAAAUACUAUGACAUGUUACAAAGGGGCCAUGUUGAGGCUUGGCAUUGGCUUUGCCAAGGAAGCUGUCGAGUGGUCUGUAUCAGCGACCCAAGUAUGCGAGCCUGAGGAGAUUUGUCAGGAGACACUCCUGCUUGUAGACGUAGGACCAAGAACACUUCUGAUAGGGAGCAAAGGCUGUACAGGGCCCCGGGCACAGGACAAAGGUGGCAUCUCCAUAUUCUCCAGUCCGCCUGGGAUGCUGGUAGCUUCCUACUCGCGCUUCUGUUCCUCCAACCUGUGCAAUGAAGCCAGCGACAGCAAUGUCCUGCUGAGCCGCCUCCCUAGACCGACUGUCCCUCCCCCUGGAGAGCUGCAGUGUCCCGUGUGCGUGGAGUUCUUCGGAUCCUGCUCUAGGAGCUCCAGCUCUGUCUCCUGCCCUCAGGGCACCUCUCACUGUUACAAGGGUGACAUUGUGCUUCAGGGAGGUGGGGUGUCUUCCACAGUGAGCCUUCAGGGAUGCAUGCUCUCACCUGCCAAAACCUUACUGGGUGACUCCAAAACCAUCGGUAUCUUCUCAGUAAAGGAACUCUCUGAGGGCACAAAGGGCGGAUAUGACGGAUAUGACGAAAAUCCUCUGGGUGGAGGUGCCUCGGCCUCUCCCCUCACUGGGCUGCUAGGGCUGGGGCUCUGCUUAGCCCUGUGCCUAACGGGCUUCGUCCUCUCUGCGGAACCCAUUCCCCUGUGACUCUUAAUCCCUGUUGGCCCCACACCCAGCUGUCUGCCCUCCGACGUCAUAACCUGAGACCUUUGUAGGCAAGAGUCGCUGAGUUCACCCUGCGCCACAGCUGACACCUGCGUGUUGGCCACACAUGUGAAAUAAUAAAGUCGCUGUUGUUUCUCCA